Spinacia oleracea (spinach) is the source of this 1011-nucleotide messenger RNA. RefSeq lists its product as uncharacterized. NCBI's taxonomy places the organism in Eukaryota, Viridiplantae, Streptophyta, Magnoliopsida, Caryophyllales, Amaranthaceae. The coding region runs from base 189 to 794 and encodes 201 amino acids. The transcript has a single exon. Gene Ontology annotation, biological process: response to desiccation; defense response to other organism. The record is from RefSeq and is a predicted model, not a curated record.
AAGACAAAUUCAAAAUCGACAAAUGACAAUAUCACCCAACAACCACUUUCUAUCUCUUUGUUUGGCAUUUAUAUAAACUCCACUAAAUAAAAAUAAUUCUUCAACAAUUAAUCCAAAUUUAUCCCGAAUUCUCCUCCUCCACACAAUGCCUAACCUUAUUCCAUGGUAGUGACCUUUUUCACAAAACAAUGGGUAAAAAAGUAAAAUGGAGUUGGCCUUCGGCUCUCAUUGGAGCCACGGCCGCCACCGCGGCCACCACGUUUUUCUUUGUUCGGCCAAAAGUACCCAAUUUCCGAUUAGUUAGCCUCACGGCGUUACAACUAAAAUUCAAAAACUCGAAUAAUGAGGAGCAGUCUCAACUACUCUCUCAAGAGGAGCUUAAUAAAAAGUUCCCGCGGCUUAAUGCGGAUCUCAUCCUCACUAUACAUGUCAGCAACCCGAAUAUCCUCCCUGUCCGUUACUCCGCCACCUCACUCUCAAUCUACUACGACGGGUCGUUUUUGGGUUCGGCCCAUGUCCCAGCUGGAUCCCAGCCCCCCAACUCCUGCCAGUUGCUCCGCCUUCAGGCCCGCCUUAACGGCCAAGAGCUUGCCCAACAUGCAAAACGGUUCAUUGGAGAUGUGACUAAAAGGGAGAUGGUCAUUGAUGCUGAGGUGGACAUCUCUGGUUGGGCAAAGGUACUAAUUUGGGGUCCCAGUUUCAAAGUCCACGUGGAUAGUCGCAUAGUUAUUGAUCCUGUCAUGCUUGACGUCAUUGAUCAGGAAAAUGAGUCUCGUUUGCAAUUCUUUGUAUAGUACAGUUACUACUGUAGAUUUUAUCAUUUUAUUUGUAGACUUAUUUGGGCUGGACUAAAAAGUAAUGAUGUUCUUCUUGGGUCAUAGUGAAUUACCCAAAUUUUUGGCUGCAUAUGACUAUAUAGUUUCAGCCUUCUUUUUUUAGUGCAUUAUUAUGUUUUCUUUUUUUAAAAAAUAAAAUAUAAUAAAAAAAAUAACAAAUUUAAAUUUUUUAUUA